CCAGAGCUGCAGCCAAGCCGGGGCUGCCGGGAGCCGGGUGCGAACUCGCGCAGGCAGCGGAGUCCCGCCGCCCCUCUGCCUAAUGAGCUGCACCAGAAUGAUCCAGGUUUUAGAUCCACGGCCUUUGACAAGUUCGGUCAUGCCCGUGGAUGUAGCUAUGAGGCUUUGCUUGGCUCAUUCCCCACCUCUGAAGAGCUUCCUGGGCCCUUAUGAUGACUUCCAACGAAGAAAUUUUGUGAACAAAUUAAAGCCUCUGAAGCCGUGUCUCAACAUAAAACAGGAAGCCAAAACCCAGAACGACUGGAAGCCUUCACACAACCAAGCCAAGAAGCGGGUGGUGUUUGCGGACUCCAAGGGCCUCUCCCUCACCGCCAUCCACGUCUUCUCGGACCUUCCGGAAGAGCCAGUGUGGGAUCUCCAGUUUGACCUCUUGGACCUGAACGAUAUCUCCUCAGGCUUAAAACUCCACGAGGAGAAAAACUUGAUUUUAGAUUUCCCUCAGCCUUCAGCUGAUUACUUAAGUUUUCGGAACCACUUCCAGAAGAACUCUGUGUGCCUGGAGAACUGCUCUUUGCAGGAGCGAACUGUGAUGGGGACUGUGAAGGUGAAAAACAUGAGCUUUGAGAAGAAGGUUCAGAUCCGGAUCACUUUUGAUACCUGGCAGAGCUACACAGAUGUGGACUGUGUCUACAUGAGAAACGUGUACGGUGGCUCGGAGAGUGACACCUUCUCGUUUGCCAUUGACCUACCCUCCGUCAUCCCAACGAAGGAGAAAAUCGAGUUCUGCAUCUCGUACCAUGCUAACGGGCGGGUCUUCUGGGACAACAAUGAGGGUCAGAAUUACAGAAUUGUCCACGCGCAGUGGAAACCUGAUGGAGUGCAGACGCAGAGGGCAGCCCAGGACUGCGCCUUCCACCAGGCGUCCCCCAAGGCCGAGCUGGAGUCGACAGUCUUUGGCAGCCCGAGGCUGGCCAGUGGGCUCUUCCCAGAAUGGCAGAGCUGGGGGAGGAUGGAGAACUUGUCCUCUUACCGAUGAAUGAAGCACCUAGUGGCUGGUCUUGACCUUAUUCCCCAUGUAAUUCUAGGUCUGUGUUGCCAAUAUUAGGAAGGCAUCGCUACUUUCCUUCAGUAGGUUUAGCUUGGAACUUUUGAGACCUGGCUACAAAAAAGGUAGCCCCUUGAGAAUUUAGUGUGGGGUUCUAUAUGGACGAUGCUGCCCCAUUUUGCUGUGGAGGAUCAAGGAACAGCCUGGAAACCCUAUUUUUAUAAAAGUAAUACAUUGUCGGUGCCCUUUUCUCCUUCCCUCUCAAUUCACUCGCUUUCACGUUGGGCAAGAAAAGGUUGAGGAAGGACAGUGGAUGGUGACAGAAAGCUGUGUUAAUGGUAUGAGGAAUGUCUGAAAAGUAUACUCGAAGGGCUCUGCAGCUCAGGUCAGAGUAGGAGCGAGAGGUCUGAUACUUAACUGUCGGUGAGAAAAAUGUAAGGUUAUUUUGUGUUUUUAAGUUGGUUUUACAGUUCUCUCCCAGGGAAGUAAUUUGUAGAGGGGAGAAUAACAUCCAUUCUAUGUAUUCUUGUGGAGAAAAACCCAGACAAACUUUAGGAGUGUUGGGUGGUACUGGGGAAAAGGAAUUAUAAUUCUGGGGAAUCAAGAUCGUACGCAAAGCCUUUCUGUUCAAACGUGACUUAACAAAAAUCAUGAUUUGGGGAAAGCUUAAGCAAAUCUGGCUUUGCAGUCCUAAUGGGAUAAGUGACCUUGCUUGUGAUCAAGGUACCAUGCUUGGGUUCUCAGUAUAGAUGCUGCCUGACCAAACAUAAGAUGCAGCUGUCAUCACCUAAUACUGUAUUAGGUGAUGCCAUCAUCAUUGGCCAACAACUCGUAGGGACUCUAUGUCAUGUCAAGGAUCGCUCUUUGCCAGUGCCUUGAUUAAACCAGAAUGUUGUAGUUGCUUAACCCGAGUAUGUGAAGGGUCAUCGGAUAACCUGUGAGCGUUUGGCCUCAUAAGAAGACCCACUCUGUAUGCUGGCAUUCCUCCUGCAAAACUGUUGUAUCUUCAAGAGUGUUGUCAGUGUACACAACUCGCAUCCUUCAUAUUGAAGGUGACUCAUUUUUCUGCCACACUUUUUCGAUGUGAUGUUGGAAGUGAGGAUUGACACUGAUUCUCAAUUUAAGAAUCCAGUACCUUGCACAUAAAAGUAGCCAUUUCUGUUUCUUGCCUAUAUUCUUCUUGUUAUUUUAAGUCUUCCUACCAAUAUCUUUAAAGUCAACAUUUUUUUUUUAAUGGAUGUGAAUUGUUUUGGGUGUGUUGUAAUAUACUUGUUUUGGAGUGUGCAUAAAUCCAUUCUGUAAAAUCUUCAGAACCGGAGCCUCUGAAUGUUUGCUUCUAUCAUUGUGCACGUCCACUGAGGUGUUCUGAGAAUGCAGUUAAUUUUAACACGUGACUUGCCAUGCUGGAAGCGUGCUAGUGGAAUAACUCUGCUAUGACAAUAUUUGAAGUUUGGCUAGCACCCACAAUUUUUCUGCUCUAAAUAUUUCACUCUCCUAUAGCUAUCCUCUGUGAACUUCUCACUUUAAAAAUAAAAAUGUUUGGUAUAAGA
Balaenoptera musculus (blue whale) is the source of this 2595-nucleotide messenger RNA. It is a transcript of the gene PPP1R3C, whose product is annotated as protein phosphatase 1 regulatory subunit 3C. Gene Ontology annotation, biological process: regulation of glycogen biosynthetic process. The record is from RefSeq and is a predicted model, not a curated record. The transcript is spliced from 2 exons. Gene Ontology annotation, molecular function: glycogen binding; protein phosphatase 1 binding. Lineage: Eukaryota; Metazoa; Chordata; Mammalia; Artiodactyla; Balaenopteridae. The coding region runs from base 83 to 1036 and encodes 317 amino acids. Gene Ontology annotation, cellular component: protein phosphatase type 1 complex.